Triticum urartu is the source of this 1551-nucleotide messenger RNA. RefSeq names its product protein SOSEKI 5. Lineage: Eukaryota; Viridiplantae; Streptophyta; Magnoliopsida; Poales; Poaceae. The record is from RefSeq and is a predicted model, not a curated record.
UCGCCGCCUUUAAGCGCUAGCUGCCGUGCUCUGCUGACCACGUACGUACGUACCGCCUGCACUCCGCUGCUGCUUGUUAUAGCGUCCCCGGAUACGAGAUUGCAGCAUAUCCAUUGUCCAAGCAGGAGCUUGGAGAUAUAUAGAUGGCGGUGGUGGUGGCGGGGGGUGGUGGUGGAGGUGGUGGUGGAAGGGCGCGGGCGGAGCAGCAGCCGAGGCCGCAUUGGCGCGAGCAGCAGGGGCAGCGGAGCCCCGACAUGGCGGCCGUGCCCAGGCCGCCGCGCCCGAGGCCGGGGCCGGCCAGGGUCGCCGUCGUGUACUACCUGUCCAGGAACGGGCAGCUCGAGCACCCGCACUUCAUGGAGGUCGCCCUCUCCUCCCCCGACGGCCUCUACCUCCGAGAUGUGAUCGAUCGGCUCGACGCGCUGCGAGGCAAGGGGAUGGCGCGCAUGUACUCCUGGGCCUCCAAGAGGAGCUACAGGAACGGGUUCGUGUGGCACGACCUGGCGGACGACGACUACGUGCACCCAGUGGGCGGGCGGGAGUACGUGCUCAAGGGCACCGAGCGCCUGCACCCGCCGGCGAUCCACCUCCCGCUGCUCGACGCGGCCGCCGCGUCCUCCUGCUCCUCCGGCUCGCACGACACCACCACGUCCUCGUCCUCAGGCUGGGAGCACGGUCACAGGAAGGGCGUCGCCGGCGCGUGCGGCACAGCGGAGGUCGGCGAGUACAGGGUGUACAAGGCCGAGGACCGCGCCGCGGCGGCAGCGGACGCGGCGACGCAGACCGAGGACGGGCACCGCGGGCGGAGCCGCGGCCACCAGAGGCGCGCCCAGGAGGAGCUGAGCCGCGAGGAGACGUCGCCGCCGACGGCGUCCACGAGCCCCGAGACGCUGGAGGCGCUGAUCAGGGCGGACGGCCGCGUCCUGGCGACCGUCCCCAGCGGCGCGAACCGGGCCAGGGCGUCGUCCGUGCUGAUGCAGCUCAUCUCGUGCGGGUCCGUGUCGGUGAAGGGCGGGCUGGCGACGCCGGUGCUGCCGCGCGGGGUGCACUACCGCCCGCGCCCGCCGCGGCCGCCGGCUCGCGCGGCCGCCGAGACGGCCGUGUACCGGCAGAAGGCGGUCGAGGACAAGGAGUACUUCAGCGGGAGCCUGGUGGAGACGCAGCGCCCGGCCGCCGACCCGUGCCAGGACCUGGCCGUCCUCCGGCGGUCGUCCUCCGACAACGCCGACAGGGCGGGGAAGGCGGAGGAGGCGGUGGACCUGCACGACCGGUGCAUCCCGCGGAAGCCCAAGAGCAAGAAGGACGGCUACCAGGUGAUCUCCUGCACCGCCGCGCACGCCAGCGGCAAGAGGGUCGGGGCGUGAGGGCGUACGUCCGUCGUGGUUCGUCGUCGGCAACGCUGCAGCUGUAUAAUCCUCUGUUGUUGUUUGGGUGGCCUCGUUUGUGGCUUGUCUGGAGCUUGGGUGGGUGUGAUUCGGUCGGCUGGCUGGUAUAUCUGGGUGUGACAUGAAACAGUAUUUGUGACGAACGGUACAUAUGAUGGCUUGCUCU